AUGAUUGAAGUCGAGGUCAAUGAUCGAUUAGGAAAGAAGAUCCGAGUCAAGUGCGAAGGCGAGGAUACUGUUGGUGAUUUCAAGAAAGUGUUAGCGCUUCAGUUGGGUAUUUCAUGGACUAAGAUUGUGUUGCAAAAGGGAGGAGCAGUGCUUAAAGACCACAUCACGCUUGAUGACUAUGAGGUUCAUGAUCAAACGUAUUUGGAACUGUACUAUCUUUAA
Molecule: messenger RNA, 222 nt
Organism: Lachancea thermotolerans CBS 6340
Lineage: Eukaryota; Fungi; Ascomycota; Saccharomycetes; Saccharomycetales; Saccharomycetaceae
Gene: HUB1
Product: ubiquitin-like protein HUB1
Exons: 1
Coding region: 1-222 (73 amino acids)
Biological process (GO): mRNA splicing, via spliceosome; protein modification process
Cellular component (GO): nucleus; cytoplasm
Molecular function (GO): protein tag activity; protein binding
Source: RefSeq, a predicted model, not a curated record